Chelonus insularis is the source of this 3863-nucleotide messenger RNA. It is a transcript of the gene nAChRa3, whose product is annotated as acetylcholine receptor subunit alpha-like. Lineage: Eukaryota; Metazoa; Arthropoda; Insecta; Hymenoptera; Braconidae. Gene Ontology annotation, cellular component: neuron projection; synapse; postsynaptic membrane. Gene Ontology annotation, biological process: regulation of membrane potential; monoatomic ion transmembrane transport; signal transduction. Bases 1138 to 2856 code for a protein of 572 amino acids. The transcript has 14 exons. Gene Ontology annotation, molecular function: acetylcholine-gated monoatomic cation-selective channel activity; transmembrane signaling receptor activity. The record is from RefSeq and is a predicted model, not a curated record.
AAAAAAAAAUAUUGAAUGUUCAAUAGAGAAAUAUACUUCACUUGGCAUGUUAAAAAUAAAUAUUUAGUCAAUAAACAUAUCAAUAUCCAUUCACAAAACAUAAUGAUAGAUGUUUGUAUGGCAGCAUGCGUGUGUUGAUCACAUUUGAUGAAAAAGCUAUUAAAUAAAAUAUAUUAUAAGUUUACAAAUUUACAGAGUAUGCGUGGUAUUUGGCACGUAACUCCAGCGACGGCGCAUUAUAUGUAGCCAUCAUCAUCAUCACUACACCACCUUUUGUGAUAGUAGUAUAGAGAAAGGGUAGCGGUGAAGGUUCACCUACCCUCAGACAAGUCGGCUGCUCGAUCAUCGUCAUUGUAAUUGUUUGUUGUGUUGCCAGAUUCAUUGUGAAUGUUGCCAUUUCAUAAUUGUGUUGUUCUCUUCAUGAUUAUCAUUCUCAUACCCAUUUAAUUCUUUCCAUCACGCGUCAUUUUUGUACGCAUGACUAUUAAACAUAUCAUUUUUGUCAUUGUUAUUGUAGUCAUUAAAUUGCCAACAACAUACCUUUCAAACUCACAUAUUUUAUUUUGUGCGGGUUUAUUAUUUGACUUAUGCGCAAAAUUCCUGUGCAGUAUACGCUUCCACACCAAUUUAACUCGUAUAUACAUCUGUCGACGGGGGGUUACCGGGUCAUACCAGUUGUCCUAGUUUUUGGCUGCCAAUAAAAAGAUAUAGAAACUGCUCAGACUAUUAGAUUACUUCCUUUGUUUUAGACUGUUUUCCAUAAGAUUUUAAUAAUUGACAUUUUACUGAUAAUCAAUUGUAUUAUCCAGUGUAGUAUUUACACCAAAACUAUGACUGCAUCUGUUGUAUUUAUUUUGACAUUAUUUUUAUAGUGAUUCACAAUGAAGUUUAAGGGUAAACAAUUUUAUAUCUUGUGACUAAUAAGCCUAGUAACUAGACAUGUUUACAAUAAACUAUCCCUUGCGAUUGUUCACUUUGAAAAAUGAUAGGUGCAGGAUCACGCUUAAUGAGUCCCUAUUGGAGUAGGCGUUGAUAGGAUUGCAGAUUGAGUAUCAGUAAAGUAUAAAGUGUAGAAGGACGUAAUACAUUUAAAGGAAAGAAAUGACGCGUACGUGACGACGACGUCAGAAUGACAUCAUGAAGAGCUGUUUGGUGGUGCAGGGGAUCAUGUGGGUAAUUUUGGUACUCGUGUCGGGCGGAUGUACUGGAAAUCCAGAUGCAAAACGCCUCUACGAUGAUCUUCUGUCAAAUUAUAAUAAAUUAGUACGGCCAGUGGUUAAUGUUACCGAUGCACUCACUGUUAAAAUUAAACUCAAAUUAUCGCAGCUUAUUGAUGUAAAUUUGAAGAACCAAAUAAUGACGACAAAUCUCUGGGUAGAGCAGUCGUGGUAUGAUUAUAAGCUGCAAUGGGAUCCUAAAGAGUAUGGAGGAGUGGAAAUGCUGCAUGUACCAUCUGAUCACAUAUGGAGGCCUGAUAUAGUACUAUAUAACAAUGCUGAUGGUAAUUUCGAAGUCACUCUUGCUACAAAAGCGACUUUGAAUUAUACAGGUAGAGUGGAUUGGAAGCCGCCUGCCAUUUACAAGUCUUCCUGCGAAAUUGAUGUCGAAUAUUUUCCGUUUGAUGAACAAACAUGCGUUAUGAAGUUUGGCUCAUGGACUUACGAUGGAUUUCAGGUUGAUUUGAGGCAUAUCGAUGAAGUUCAUGGAAAUAAUGUUGUGGAUAUUGGUGUUGAUCUUUCAGAAUUUUAUACGUCGGUUGAAUGGGACAUUCUUGAAGUUCCUGCAGUCAGAAAUGAAAAAUAUUACACGUGUUGUGAUGAGCCUUAUCUUGAUAUCACCUUUAACAUAACAAUGAGACGAAAAACAUUAUUUUAUACAGUAAAUCUAAUAAUACCCUGUAUGGGAAUAUCAUUUUUAACAGUUUUGGUUUUCUACCUACCAAGUGAUAGUGGAGAAAAGGUCAGUCUCUCAAUCUCCAUUCUUUUAUCAUUAACUGUGUUCUUCCUCCUGUUAGCUGAAAUUAUCCCACCAACGUCAUUAGUGGUUCCCCUGUUGGGUAAAUUUGUAUUAUUUACCAUGAUACUCGACACAUUCAGUAUAUGUGUGACGGUCGUUGUCCUAAAUGUCCAUUUUCGAUCCCCACAAACUCACAUCAUGGCACCUUGGGUCCGACGUGUUUUCAUUCAUGUUCUACCAAGACUGUUGGUAAUGCGCAGGCCGCAGUAUCAGAUAGACAAACGUAGUUAUGAUCACAGUGGUUAUCAUACGGGUCAUCAUCAACGUAUAAUGGUAAGAACUUGUAAUGGUCUAGAAGUUCGAGAUCCUACGCUUUUCAUGGACGAUUCGUCUACUUCUGAACCACAAUUGCCACCACCGCCGCAUGUACUGUUGUUCCCAAGUGUUGUCAAUUCACAUAACUCACGCGAGUUAGAACCAAUUACUUUAGAUAGUGGAUGCCAAAUUCAUGGAUCAUCAUCUGCUGUAGCUGCAGGUGCAACUGUAGUACCACAGUCUUCACCUCGACUUGCUGAAACGAAUAAUUUAGAUGAGUUGUGUAAAACUCUUAAUAAUUGGCAUCAUUGUCCAGAACUUUACAAAGCUAUUGAAGCUAUUCGAUAUAUUGCUGAUCACACAAAACGAGAUGAAGAUGCAACUCGAGUAAAAGAAGAUUGGAAGUACGUGGCGAUGGUAUUAGACAGAUUGUUUUUGUGGAUAUUUACACUUGCUGUUGUUGUUGGGACCGCCGGUAUAAUUUUGCAAGCACCAACUUUGUACGAUGAUCGUAUCCCUAUUGACAUUAGAUUAUCAGAAAUAGCUUCAACCACUGCCAAACCGCACAUCGUGGCAACUCUUUGAGUAUGUAUGUAAUAGCAUUUACGCCGUAUGGUGCAAUAUACUUCGUUAUACAAAUAAUACAUCCAUAAAACCCAAUUCCAUUCAAAAAGAAAAAUAAAAAGACUGACAGCGAUAUGUCUUGUUAAGUCAGCAAUAUGUAUGUGUAUGUGCUUAUUGAUUAAGCGCAAUAACAUAAAUGAGAAAAAAACUCAACUUGCCGAAGUUCAUAAUAAUUUUCUUUAAAAUUGAGUAUUAAUUUAUAUAUAAAUAUUCAAGAGGAGUAAAUAUAAAUUAUAAUAAUAGUGCAAAUAAUAAUGUAUAAACAGUGUAAAAUUUUUCAACGUCAUGUUUUAAACUUGAUUCAUUCCUGAUUAUAAUGUGAAAAUUAAUUGAAUCUUUAGAUAAUUUAGCUAAUAAUGAACAUAAUGAUAAAUGAUAUUAAUUAUGAAAUAAAAUAUAUGAAUAAAUAAAUAAUGUGACUAGUGCGUGCAUAAAAUAUGAAAAUUAUUGUAGUACAUUAACAAUUUUAGUAAGUAUACAGGAGGGAAAAUAUCCACCUGUUGCAGACUCAGGAAGAGAUUUUAUUUGUUUUUUAAGUAACAUGUACUACAUCGAUUUUAUUGCAUAUAUUAUAUAGGGGCCAGUUGGAAAUAAUGUAGAAAUAAGGGAUUUAAAUGAAUGAAGGUGCAUAAUGCGUCUGUCACACAAUGAAAUUCUAAAUUUCUGUUUCUCAUGCAAAGAAACAGAAAAUGUUGGGUCGCAUCUCAUUAUAUAAACGGCCCACAUAUUGUUGCUCACCUUAUAUAAAGAUAAAAAAAAAUAUAUAUAUAUAUAUGUAAUUUAAAAAGUAUUUGCAUAUUAUAUUAACUGUAUGGCCAUUCAAUGAUAAUAAUUUCUUUAUAAUAUUUCAUACGCGAGUAUAUGUUUGAGUGUGAAAUAUGUAGUAAAUUCAAAAGAAUGUAUAAAUUAUUACAUCAAGUAUAUUUCUUAAAAAUGUGGCAAAUACAUGGAAACAUAAUUGUUAUUAA